Messenger RNA from Clupea harengus (Atlantic herring), 537 nucleotides. Its product is annotated as matrilin-2-like. The record is from RefSeq and is a predicted model, not a curated record. Bases 13 to 537 code for a protein of 174 amino acids. NCBI's taxonomy places the organism in Eukaryota, Metazoa, Chordata, Actinopteri, Clupeiformes, Clupeidae. The transcript has a single exon.
GAUGUCCUCUUGAUGGUUGAAAGUUCUUCUAUGAUUUCCACGGCAGACUUUGUGAAGAUAAAAAUGUUCAUUGGAUCGCUUGUCGAUUUGUCUGCCAUUGGGCCGCAUGCACUACGAAUGGGUUUAGUUCAGUAUGGCAAACGACAACAAUUGGAAUUUCGUCUCGACACCCACUACAAGAAAGAUGAGCUGCUCAAGAAAAUUAAAGCCAUGCGGGAAUUGGGUGGUGGCACGGAGACUGGCAAAGCACUCCGUUAUGUGUCCCAGCUCUUUGAUGAGGGCCGCCCUGGUGUCCCACAAAUCCUGAUUGUCGUGUCUGAAGGGAGGUCACAGGAUGAAGUUGCUGAUGCUGCUGACAUGCUGGGCCAUAAAGGCGUCAUCAUCUACUCUAUUGGCAUAGGCAGUGCAAACAGUAAACAAAUGGCAAGAAUCGGUGGCAGCAUUAAAAACAAAUACCAUUUCUUGAAGGAUUUUGAUGGGCUGCAGCCAUUAUCAGAGACACUCAUGUUUGACAUCUGUCAUAUGGAAGGUUUGUGA